Ambispora leptoticha is the source of this 1875-nucleotide messenger RNA. NCBI's taxonomy places the organism in Eukaryota, Fungi, Glomeromycota, Glomeromycetes, Archaeosporales, Ambisporaceae. The record is from the annotation of a GenBank genome assembly.
UAAACCAAUAAAAACCAAAGAAAUCGCUAAGUUAUUCCAAAAUUCUAAAAAGCAGGCCUUAGGGAGAGAAAUAAAGAAAAUUGAAAAAGAAAUAAAUCAAUCGCUUACUGAUGAAUUAAAAGAAUUAGUGAGUGAUUUUAUUCAGGCUAGAAAACAAAUGGUAAAAAACGAAAACUAUGAGGAGGCAAAAGGUAAAGCACUAGAAUUAGAAGACCAGUUAUUGGAUGAGAAAGGCCUUGAAGAAGAAAAUAUAGAAAAAAUUAUUAAAGAAAAAAUAAUAAGAGUUAGAGAUGAGAAUAAUUUUAAAGGACAAUUAGUUAUUGAAGAAUAUUCAAAAUUAGAAAAGUUAUACUUACGAAGCAUUAAGAGUGUGGAUAAAAUAAUUCUCAAAAACUUAAUUCAACUGCAAGAAUGUACCAUUUUAGACUGUGAUACAAAAGAGUUAAUUGUUGAAAAUUGUUCGCAGAUAAAGAAAUUAAAUAUUGAGAACAACAUUUUAACUAAUUUAGGUUUUAUAAAGGAUUUAGAAAGUUUAGAAGAACUGAAAAUGAAUGGUAAUACUGAACUGAUUGAGAUUUUAGCACCCUACUAUGGCGAAAAUGAAAAAAAUAAGUGGUUAGAAGAAAAUCAACCAUUAACUAUCGAUAAUCCAAUAGACUUUGAAAAAAAAUACCAAAAACUCAAAGAGACUUUAAAUUCCCUUUUAGAGAAGGAACAAAUAAAAACUGAAGAAUUAAUUAAGUUAGAAAAACAAACUAAGGAAAUAAACUUAGAAGAAAAAGAAGAACAAAAUGAUAUUGUCACUAGUGAUUUAUUUAAAAAACUAAAAGAAGACAAAAAUAAUUUAUCUAAACUAAGAAAAACAAAUCAGGAAUUAGAAAAAAAACUUUCUUUUUUUGAACAAACCCGCCGAGCAAAAAAACAAGAAAUUGAGCAAAAAGAAAAAGAAUUAGAAGAAUUAAAAACUACUGUCGGAGAUAAAUUAGAUGAUAAGGAGAAGGAAGUUCUUAAAAAAUUAUUAGAAAUUCAAGACGACUUUAUAAAAAGUAACAGUUCAUUAGUUUCAGAAAUCACCCAAUUAAAUCUAGAAACACAAAAGAGUCUUAAUCAAACUAGCCAAUUUUUCAAUAUUAAAAUAAAAGACAGUUCUGGUAUUAAUUUCGGCAAUGUUUAUGGUUCUCAUGCUUCGGGGGUUAAUGUUAACAAUAUUGGUAAAGAAAAUAUUGCUCAGAUGGAGGGGGUCGCUACUAGCCUUAGCCAAGAAGAAAAAGAAUUAGCAGAGAAACCAAUUAAAAGCGAAAAAGGAAAAAAAACUGAAUUUCCUCUAAUUCAAGAACAACAAACAGAAAAAACAGAAGAAAACAAGCAAAUUUUUCCUUAUACUAUUCAAAAUAUUACUUUGUCAAGCCACACGGUUGCACUGAACAGCGAACAUCCAGCAGCAAAACUGUACAAUAAUUUUUAUACUCUCGACCUACCGGCUCUCUCACGAGAUUAUAAAAAUGUAAUAAAAUUUACUAAAAAUUUAUCUCUUAACAACAAUCCUGACGAUUAUCUUAAACCUUAUGAUAUUGUUAAAGUAAAUAGAAAAGGCGGGACUUAUCAGCAUGCUGCGAUUUAUUUAGGAAAUGCAAAAGAAAUAGAAAUUCAUCACCCUUUUAUUCCUUUCAAAAAACCUGAGUUAAUUCAAAAACAUAUUGAGAUAGCAAUAAAGGCUGAAUAUGGUAUUUGUCGACAAAAGAAUAUUAAUACUAUUAGCAAAGCGACAAAGAGUUCUGAUUAUUUACUACAAGCCAUCCAAGAAACUAAUCAAUUUUUUGAACAACUAGAAAAAGAUCAAUUACAGCAGGAAGCUUGGGUAGAGAUUCCUUCGAA